This is a messenger RNA of Histoplasma capsulatum G186AR, 582 nucleotides long. RefSeq lists its product as uncharacterized. Gene Ontology annotation, biological process: proteasome regulatory particle assembly. NCBI's taxonomy places the organism in Eukaryota, Fungi, Ascomycota, Eurotiomycetes, Onygenales, Ajellomycetaceae. The record is from RefSeq and is a predicted model, not a curated record. The transcript has a single exon. Gene Ontology annotation, molecular function: protein-macromolecule adaptor activity. The coding region runs from base 1 to 582 and encodes 193 amino acids.
AUGUCCUCCUCGUCCACCCCAAUAACUCCGCAAGCCUUCGCCGAAGCCUUAAAAUCCCUCCCCCUCUCUUCCCUCUACGCCAAAGUUUCCGAGCUCCGCAACUCCAUCGCCCACCUCCAGCGCUCCAACGACGAGUUGGCCAGGUACAUCGCGGAGAGCUCACCAGACAACCACGAUCAGGACUGCGAGGAUGCCAUCCGGGAGAAUGAGGUCGUUAUUGUGCGCAUGCAGGAGAGGAUUGAUCUUUUGAAGGUCGAGGUGGAGGAGCGGGGCCAGAGAUGGAGUGAGGAAAUGGAUAUGGAUAUGGUCAUGGAUGUGGAUGAUGAGGAUGUGCGUACGAGGACCGGAAGGGAUGAUGCGGGUUUUGGUGUUGGGGCUACUGGUACUGGUUUUACAGGAACAGGAGUGAGGAUGAAUCCCCAUACCACUGAUGUAAAUGGAGAUGCUGGAACGAUGGCGGGAACACCUGCUCAGGCCCCUGGUUCAGAAAACAGCGCUCCACCUGCUGCUAGCGUGGGCCGGACGGCUGAUAGGGGCCAGGUGCAGGGAGGUGAGGGAGGUGAGGGGGGAAUAUAUCUAUAA